Miscanthus lutarioriparius is the source of this 975-nucleotide messenger RNA. NCBI's taxonomy places the organism in Eukaryota, Viridiplantae, Streptophyta, Magnoliopsida, Poales, Poaceae. The record is from the annotation of a GenBank genome assembly.
AUGAGGAGCGCACUGGAGACGUUAGAGCAGAUCCAGGAAACGCUAGCCGAGAUCAAGGGACGAACCCCCGACGUGAGCAUCUCCAGGUUCGUCGACUCCGUUUUGGAUGAUUCGCUGGGGACCGAAUACGCGCCGUCGGAGUGGAAGAGCCGUGACGCCGGUCAUGGACGCCGCGCGGAGGAACGGUCUGACGACAGGCGGCCAUGCGUUCCCACUCUGAAGAUGGACUGGGCGGCAUGCGUCCUCCCUCUGCACGGUGAGGACGCGCACUUCGGACACGCCGAAGCCGGCGUCGUCGGUGUCGCGGACGGUGUCGGCGGGUACCGGGACCGAGGUGUGGACGCCGGCGCGUUCGCACGAGCUCUCAUGGCGAACGCUCUGGCGACGGCGGAGCGGGUGGCCAAGGCCCGCAGGCUCCUCAUCCGCCUCUGCCCGAUGAAGGUGCUGGAGCGGGCGUACAAGAAAGCGGCCAUGAACAAAACACCAGGGGGGUCCACGGCCGUCAUCCUGUCGCUCUACGGCACGGAGCUCAGCUGGGCGUACAUCGGCGACAGCGCCUUCGCCGUGUUCCAAGGCGGCAAGAUCAUCUACCGUUCGGUGCAGCAGCAGCGCCGCUUCAACGAGCCGUACCAGCUGAGCACCAGGGGGCGUGGAGGCAGCCUCAGCGAGGCGGAGGUGGGCGGCAUGUCGACGGUGAAGGACGGCGACGUCGUAGUGAUGGCGACAGACGGGCUGUUUGACAACAUGCACGACUGGCAGCUCGAGCGCGCCGUGCGGAUGGGCACCGACCUGGGCUUCCCGCCCAAGAACAUGGCGGACAUUGUCGCGGGCAUCGCUUACGAGAUAUCGAAGGAAAGUUGGGGAUGCUCGCCGUUCGGUAUCGGAUACUUCAAGAAAUACAAGAAGGUAUGGCAUGGUGGAAAGGAGGACGACAUUACGGUCAUCGUCGCGUAUAUUGUCUCCAAGGAUUCGUGA